UAAUAUUAAAAGAUGAGAAUAGGUUUUGCCCUGAUAUUCGCUACAUUGCUAGCAUUCUCGGUACUUGGUAAAAGAGACAUCUCUUCCAACAAGUUCGGAUCUCUCGAAGUUACACAAGAAUUUGAUGAUAUCGUUGAGAAAGAAGUCUUCUUCUCUGAUGAUAGUCUUUACUUUGAUGAUGAAGUCAGAUCGGAUUUCCUAAUGGAUUCCAUUGAUCAAGCUAAGGUUCAUAUGAACACCAACCUGAAGGAAACUAUUUACAAAUGCAAGGACAAGGAUUGGGGAUCAAAAGAAGAGUUCCAGUUCCUCCCAGUCUUCGUUGGAUCUCUUAUGACUGAUGAGACUGUUGUCGAGUAUGAGGGAACUUGCUUCGAGAAGAUGACAUUCACAAUGAAGCAUAACUCGGAUAAUUCAGUUAAAGUUUCUAUUGAUGCUAGGAAAAAGAAGAGCACUUUCUGUAAAGAAGCUUUGUUCCUUUCCACCACAAUGAGACACCAUGUUGAAUACUUGUUCUUGGAGAGAACUCAUCAUCUGACUCUGAAGAACCUUGACGAUGAUGACAUCAUCGAUCUGAACUUAACCGGGCUCAAAAUGUAUCUCUUCUGUGAUGGAGUUAUGGAUAGUUUCAUCUCUGUGUUCAAUACUGCUAAGUUAUUCCUCGGAGGGCUUGGAGAUAAUCCAAAAUUGCCAAUUAUUGGAUCCCAUGUGCCAGAAUAUAUGGAGAAAGCUAAUGUGCAUUUCAUUAAAGAAGCCAUUGGUUGGGAUAUGCAAAAAAGAGACGUCACUUAUGUAGAUCUUGAUGAGUCUGAAAUUCACGAUGGUGAUUACUUUGCUAUUACUAGACUUGAUGGGCUUGAUGAAAUUAUCAUGUGGGGAACUGGAGGAAGAACUGGACACUCAACAGUUGCUCUUUGGAUUGACGGAGAACUUCAUGUUAUUGAAUCCCAAGAUGCUUGGUAUUGGCCUAAACAUAACAUUCAAAGAAACACUUAUAAACAGUGGGUCGAGUGGGCUAGGAACUGUGACUUUAAUGUAGCUAUUCUUCCAUUGAGAGAUGAACUCAGAGCUAAGUUCAACAACACUGCUGCUUUGGAAUUCUUCGAGACUGUUGAAGGCAUGCCAUAUGGAUACCAUAACUUCUUGUUCUCCUGGAUUGAUACAGUUGAUAAGAAUUAUCCUCCAGUUGCUCCAAAAGAACUCAUCCCAAUUGUUUUAGACAUCUUUGCUCAGAUUAUGCCAGCAACUAUUGAUACUUUCUUCACCCAAGCAAUGAAUCAAAGAUUGGGAACAUCAGGACUUAACUAUAGACAAGUGAUAGUCGAAGCUGCACUCAGAAAUACCACCAUGCUCGAACUCAUGGCUCAACCAGAACUUGAUGGCUGGAUGUAUUCUGAUGGCUACAGUUAUGUCUGCAGUUGCUUUGUUGUUGCUAUCUGGAAAGCUGCCGGAAUCUUUGGUGAUCUCGAAAUCAACGCUGUUGAGUUCACUCCCAAGGAUGUGUACCAACUCAAUGUGUUCAACACCACAGCUGCCAUUUCAGAGAAGUGCAAGAGCGCUGACCCAACUCUGCCAUACUGCCAAAUUUUGGGCAAGUACAGAAUGGAGUUGAAUGGGUAUUCAAGCGUUGACAUGUACAGCCACAUGAAUGAGAACUGUGAAUCAGAGUAUCCAGACUACAUUAGAAAUGAUGGCUGCUAAUCAAUUCUUAUUGGUCGUUCAAUCAAG
This is a messenger RNA of Moneuplotes crassus, 1725 nucleotides long. NCBI's taxonomy places the organism in Eukaryota, Ciliophora, Spirotrichea, Euplotida, Euplotidae. The record is from the annotation of a GenBank genome assembly.